UCCUGGGUAAGAUAGGUGGGAUCUCGGGUGGGAUAAGUGGGAUCUUGUUUCAUCUUGGAUUGUUUAAAAGUGAUCCCAGAAUGAGGUAAUAAAUACUGGCUGGAUCUAAGAAAAUAUAGAUCAGGUUCCCAGAUGAUGAAUGUACAAUUCUGGAUUUGACAAAGGAAAUGACAACCAGUUGAGAUAGGUAGGAUAAUUCCCUCAUAAAGUGUGAGAGUUGGAUCUGUGUUAGUCAAAAGAUGGAAUCCCAUGUUGCAAAGUUGUUUCAUACAUAGGUUUACAAUCUAACCAAUUUCUUCAUAUUUCAAAACUAUGAAAGAUUAUCAGGUAUCAGCAAAUACAUGUAUUUGUUUUAGACAAGGUGCAUAUAAAUACGAAUUACAUUAAUUACUCAUUUACAUGUAAGGUUGUACAAUGUCUGUGCCACUUUGCUGAUUCAAAGGAAAUUGUGUGAGACUCAUUUUUGGUCUGUAUGUUAAUUCCUUUCCACCAGAUUAGGAAAUCUGCUCACAUAAACAUCAUUCCUUCCAGACAUUUCUACUUUCAAACAAAUCUGCUUUAAAUCUGAGGAAAUUGACAUAUGUGUAGGUGAUCAAACAGAGGGAGUUAGAAAUCGAGGACCCAGCCAUCUUUUAAAUUGUCAUCAUAUGCCAGUAAUGAUAUCUGAAUUUCCCCUACAAGGAGACCAUAAUUUAUUUGAUUAAAUGCAGACCAAGAAUUGAGUGUCCAAACCACCAAACUUUUAAACAAUUAAUUGUGCAAAACUACUAAGAUCUCUAUGGAAAAUAGCAUAUAUUGAUUGAGUGACAUGUAAUAUUUUGCAAAAGGGAUCUUCUCAGCCAUGUCUUUUAAAAAUCCUCUUUAUUGUGGUAUUUAACCUUGUGUCCUUCAACAAGAACAAAAUUAAUACUGAUUUAUACAAAUGUAGGGUCCAGAAAAAAUUCACACAACCAAUUUUCUAUCUGUACAUCAAUUUACUUGCUUUGCAAAUCUAACAUGAAAACAGCUCAACCUUUUAAUAAACAAGUGGGUCAUUGUUUUCUUCAAAAGUGUUCAGCUUACUUGGAUCAGCUGUCCCGCCAUUAUCGAUCGUCAAUUGAUCCUAUAUCUGGAAUUAUUUCAUUACUGUUCGGUUCUUCUACGUUUUCAUAAAUGUGUGAAGGAAUUUCUUCAUAAUUUCAUACUUCAACGCAAUCCACAAAUUAGCCUGACUCAAAAACUGUGUCCUGCAGUGUGAAUCCUGACCAUCCAUUUUCAGCUGCUGAAGAAUUCGAAACCAGCGAUCUGUUCGAACCAUCGAUGUGAUCUUCAAAACACAGUGGAGUUAAUAGAGGGGUUGGUCUGAAAUUAUUACAGCUUGGAGCUUCGAUUAAAGCAUUCCUCACAAGACAACUCAAGCUUUGGUGGCAAAGGAUUUGCAACGCAAUGAAAAGGUGUUGAAAUGCUUGCGUUUCUUUAAAUCAAUCCAUUUGGCCGCCAUCUUGCUUUACACUGUAGAUGGACGAGGGGGAAUGGAACCAAAAGUAUAAAACGUGUUUGAUUGGUUAUGCUGGAAUUUCACAGCUUUUUCGGUAAACUUUGUUCUUUGGUGGCACUUUUGUUUUCUUUUCGCGGUGUGAAAAAAAUUUCAGUUAUUCAAAUGCUUGCACGUGGCGUCGUUUUAGCAUGCUGCAGACUUAUAGUUUGGCUUACCGAUAAAGAUCAGCUCUGCAAAAUGUCAAAAAGGAAUCAACGAAUAACCAAAGCAUCAACAUGUUGUCAAGAGGUAAUGGUGAGUGACACCCAUUUUUUUAGUGGUGAAACUUAAAACUUUUUUUGUUUAUUUCAUUUAUAGUUGUGAAUGAUCCUAUCGAAACUAUGAAAUAAUUGUUUGUAGCAGGACUUACUUCAAAUGGAUAAGCUUAGUUGCUUAUACCUGGUUUCCCUAAGUAUAGACUUUCACCUUGUGAAAUUUGCUGAGGAUGGAAUAAAGUGCCUGUUCAGUUGAGGUAAAUUUGAGAUUGCCGGUGAUGAUGUUGAGGCAGCCUCCUUGUGUGACACGUUCUCGGAGGAUGCAAAUAGCAAAGGGCUGGUUCCCAGGGAUAAUUCUCACUUUUCGUGGUUUUGUUCUGGAUGAGAAAAGUUAUAGAAAGCAGCCUGCCACAGUUGUAAAGAAAACCUUGCAAGGUUGUUUCAGGGGACUUGUAGCCUGCAUUGCAGUAUUUUUGUUGUUUGGGGACACUCAGAUAAGAGAUGGACCGUUCAAACGACCUCACCCAGCUUUGUGGCGUAUCAUUCUUUGCCUAAGUGUUGUUUAUGAAUUGGUUCUAAUUUUUCUUUUAUUCCAGACAACUCAUGAUGCCAGGCAGUUGCUAAAGUAUCUUGAGGAAGAUUUAGGGAAACCAUUGCCAGAGCAAUCUUAUGGAGAAGACUGUAGGUUAUACACACCAGGACACCCCAAGGGAUCAUUCCAUACCUUUCUUGAGAAAUGUGAUGUCUUUAUACCAGCUCAUUUUUUCGGAUGGUGGGCAAAGGCACUCAUCCUUCGUGACUACUGGCUAUUGACUGUCACUAGUGUUCUUUUUGAAGUCUUGGAAUAUUCCUUAGAGCAUCAGUUACCAAACUUCAGUGAAUGCUGGUGGGAUCAUUGGAUCAUGGAUGUUCUCAUUUGUAAUGGUUUUGGGGCGUAUCUUGGCAUGAAGACUUGUGAUUAUCUUGGAAAUAAGCCAUAUCACUGGAGAGGUUUAUGGAACAUUCCCACCUACAGUGGCAAGUUCAAAAGAGUUGCUGCUCAAUUCACUCCUUAUUCGUGGACGUCUUAUGACUGGAAAGCGACCACAAGUCUAACUAGAUGGCUGGCAGUCUGUGGAAUUGCUGCUAUGUUCCUCCUGGCCGAGUUAAACCUGUUUUACAUGAAGUUUAUUUUGUGGAUUCCUCCACCUCAUUUCAUCAUGCAAGUUCGUAUGGCGCUGUACCUUGGGAUGGGAGCUGUGGCACUGAAUGAAACAUUUAGAUACAUGGACGACCCUACCUGCAAGCGGUUUGGACAACAGGCCUGGGUUGUCGCCGCCAUUGUCUCAACAGAAGUGCUAAUCUGCGUUAAAUUCGGUUGGGAAACCAUCAGCAUACCCUUUCCUGCUCACGUGACAGCAUUCUGGAUUCUUUUCUUCGGCUCUUGGACUGCGUGGACGGUAUGGCAAUUUUGGCCUUCGAUUAUCGGCGGCUUCCGGGUCAAUCACGAUAAAGGAAGCGAUAGUGCUAUUAGUCAUGCAGAGCACAGACCCAAACAUGAAUGAAUUUUGAUAUAAUUUUUAAGAAUGAUUCAAUAAUGAUUAAGAUUUUCAAGCUGAAAGAAAUGAAUGAAAUUCUCUUUCGAUUUUUGUUCUGAUUAGUACCAAAACAAUUUCGUCAAUUUCUUACAAUCGUUGUAACUUUACUUGUGAAGUGUUGGGAAUGAUUUUCAAACGGUUGGGUUCAAGUUUGUCAGUAUCGUCAUCACCAAAAUCAUGUCCCUUUAAGAUCUACGGUUUUCACCUCGGUCAAGUUUCUUUUUGUUUUGUCAGGAGAAAAAUGAUUUUAAUAUUGUGUGGAAGAACAACACAAGUAUUGCUGUGGCUUCGUAUUAAAUCUAAACGAUCCCAAAGAGAAAAUGUUCUAGUUUGCCGUAUUUAAUUAAUGGCUAAUGGUUUGUUAAUGAAUAAUAUAUUACGGUGUGAAAAUACCAAAAUGGCUCUUAAAAACCAAGGAAGAACAAGGCUUGGCGAAAGGGUUUGUGUAUUGCGUAUUUGAAAACAAUUUGGGAGAAGAGUGAGGUGAUAUUUAUGUUCCGUAGCAAAGGGCCAAACUUAAAUUAUAUUUCAAAGUCUGUUACCUGAAAACAAGAAGAGGAAAUUCUAGUUUCUUAUUAUCAAGACAGGGGCCCGUCAAUAUUUUUACAUCUCCUAUGAAAUAUGAACUUUUAAAUAAAUAAAAAUAAAUUCAUUACUAUCAAGAACCUUAGUAAAUGUAGUUGUAAUGCGUGGUUAGUGCAAAAUCAAAAAAAUUAUAUUAGAUUAGAAAAAUUAAGCGCAAGGCAUUGGCAUUUUUUCGCGAGUCUCUGCUGAGCAUUUUAAUCCGGGUUUUUAUCAAUGAGUUGUCAAAUAUUGCACCAUUUUCAUGAAGAAACGAGAUGCCCGUUUCAGUAAAACGUACGAUCGUGUUUAGCGAUUGUCAAUUUCGGCUUUUGGUUGAAGUGUCUGGAGACCCUUACCUGAUGUAGACAUGAACACUAGAUAUUAAAGGUAAGUUUAUGGUGGAGAAGUAUGUUGAUAAAUUAAUAUCUAGGAAUAAACAAGGGUGUAGUGUUGAUCAAGUAGUACACGCACUAAUAAACUGAAAAUAACGGA
Molecule: messenger RNA, 4364 nt
Organism: Stylophora pistillata
Lineage: Eukaryota; Metazoa; Cnidaria; Anthozoa; Scleractinia; Pocilloporidae
Product: phosphatidylserine synthase 2
Biological process (GO): phosphatidylserine biosynthetic process
Molecular function (GO): L-serine-phosphatidylethanolamine phosphatidyltransferase activity
Source: RefSeq, a predicted model, not a curated record